AUGUCCGGAUUCGUGAUGCGCGACGCUCACCGUGAUCCAGACGCCGUCUCUCGCACCACGAGUGUCUCGAGACGCAGCACGCUUUCCCGCUCGCAGACACUCAUCAAGAAGAACAUCGCUCCACAUGACCUCCGACCUUCGGAUGUCAUUAUAGAACGCUUUGUCGCCUGGAAGAGUAUCGUCAAACAACUCAUCGCUUACUUUGAGGGCAUUGCAGACAUUGAGAACAACACUGCUAGAGAGCUCAUCAAGCUUGGAGGUGUCAUACAAGUGCCAUUCAGAGCGGGGAAUCAGUUCUUGGGCCAAGGUGGCCUUCAGGACAUUUUCUACAACAUCCGGGACAAGACACGGACCAUUGCAGAUGCCCAUGCAAACCUUGGACGAACCAUCGACUCGUCUAUAGUCCAGCACCUACAGAAGCUUCGUUCAGAAAUCAAGGGUCAUAUCCGCAACGUCGAGAGAGACACGGGUCGUUUGGCGACUUCGGUUGCAAGAGAACGUGAAAAUAGCACAAAACAGAUUGCCGAACUCGCCCGAGCAAUUGCCCUCUUCAAGAAUACGCCAAUGGCGGUCACCGCAAAGGAUGACCCCUAUGUACAGAACAUUCUCGUCGCAAAACAACUCCAAAAGCAAGUGCUCGAGGAGAAUGCACUGCAGAAGAGCAUCAUUAUUAUGCAACAGUCAUCAGCCCACUUUGAGGAAGGCAUCGUCCGCAGCAUUCAGUCCACCUGGCAGACGUUUGACGAGUGGCAGUCGAGGAUGUCAGACACAGUCCAACAGACGUGGCGUGCGUUGGGCGAGUCCAUGGCUUCUCUCGCACCGGACAGGGAAUGGAUCGAAUUUGCCGCCAGAACCGAUCAUUUACUCGAUCCGGAGACGCCGUUGAGGAAUCCAGAGACAAUCGAAUACCCGUUCAAGAAUGAUGCCAGCGUUGUGGCCGUGCAUGUUGGGCUCUUGGAGCGAAAGAAGAAAUGGAGUCGUAGCUGGAGUGAAGGGUAUUACGUCCUUACACCAUCUGGAUGGCUCCACGAGUACGCCAAUUCGGAUCCCAACGGGCGCACUAGCCCCAUCUUUUCGUUAUUCCUCCCUCUUUGCACGCUCGGUCCACCUUCGACGCAACGAUCCCGUUCGCAUAAAUUCCAACUCGAAGGCAAGAGCGAUGCACAGGGCUCGCGACGAAACAGUAUCUUGCCGGGCAAGCUUGGCGGCGGAAGUCAUGCAUACAGUUUCCGUGCGCGAAGCCACGAGGAGAUGAUGGAAUGGUGGCAUGACUGUCGUAUGCUUGUCGCUCGGUAUCUUAUUGCCAGCGAGUCGAUGGACCGUAGUGGACCUGUCGAGGCUGCUGUGCGUGCCGCUGGCUAUACGAGCGAGGAUCAAGCGUCUGUAUCGGAAGAGGGAAGUUCGAUCGAGGAGGAAACGCAUAGCGAGCAUCGAGGUCGUGAAGGCAAUGGGACUACCUUUGUCAGUCGUCGAUAUAGCCUGCAUGACGAGGCAGUUCCGGCUUAUAGCCAGAAUGGAUACCAGUACCAAUCCACUGGUGUACGAAAGGGACUUGGCCCCGAGAUGGGUCCAAACGGCUAUGUGCUUGAAAAGAAGAGAUAUGAUCCUCCGGGUGCCUAUGUUGAAGAUGCAGAAGGCGGUAUCGGACAGGAUACUCCAAUUAGCAACGGGAAUGCAGAGGUAACCCGCCGACCAUCGAAACGACAGAUGGAAAAGGCACCAGAGGGUAGACAACCGAGGAUGCCUCCCGAUGAGGUUGUAGGAGCACGAGCGUCGUCUCCUCCUAUCAUCUCCGCCCGUCCGGCCAGUACAGAUCACGCCGAGUAG
Molecule: messenger RNA, 1827 nt
Organism: Serendipita indica DSM 11827
Lineage: Eukaryota; Fungi; Basidiomycota; Agaricomycetes; Sebacinales; Serendipitaceae
Source: the annotation of a GenBank genome assembly